Molecule: messenger RNA, 2125 nt
Organism: Jatropha curcas
Lineage: Eukaryota; Viridiplantae; Streptophyta; Magnoliopsida; Malpighiales; Euphorbiaceae
Product: RNA pseudouridine synthase 3, mitochondrial
Biological process (GO): enzyme-directed rRNA pseudouridine synthesis
Molecular function (GO): RNA binding; pseudouridine synthase activity
Source: RefSeq, a predicted model, not a curated record
AGCUAUGAACUAAAAACCCAAGAUGAACUCCAAUUAGAUGGCCCAAAUCCAAGCCUAAUUUAAAAAGGGUCUAGAGAAAUCAGUAAACCCCGUUAAAAACCACAUCAAACCGGCCCUAAACCGAACGAAAAUCAUUAGAAUUUAGGUACUUCUGUAAAUCAAACCGGAGAUUGUCUAAAGGGGGCUAAUUGAACCAAAUCGCAAAAACGCUCUCUCCCUCACAAACGCAGCCACCGUUCAGGCCCUCUCCGGCAAAGGAAUGCCAGUAGCCACCAUAUCUGGACUCGUCUCUCCCUUGCGAACAAAACCCCUCAAUCAAUUUGUGGCUCCUGUCUCCUUUGCGAGAUUCGAAGGAGAGAAGUUGCUGCCACCAUGAUAACGGUCGGCUAUGGGGAUUGAACUCGACCCAGAAUGAACCCUAACCAGGAGAGAAAGAUCAUCUUUCCGCGUUUUUCACUUCAACAGCAACUUUCCUUCCGUUUUGUGGUGCCAUCGAUCAAGAGAGAGAGGUUGGUUGCAAACCGGCGCCUGUCCAACUCGCCUGAACCGUUUCCGGCGACUUCAAUCGGCAAUGACUCUCUUUGAUCUUGCAUCUUUUAGCAUGCACAACAAUGUGGAAGAACAUUCAUUGCAAGCGAGUGCUAUCUAAAGUUAGAAGCUACUCAAGAAUAGCUGCACCACCUCCUGCCUAUGCGCAACCAGUCAUUAGAGUCUCAAAUAAUGUUGCUUACUUGGGCUCUCCAAAAGACGGACCCAAGCCGCGACAGCUUUUAUCAUUACCUCCAUUCCCCGGCCUCCCUUUGCCUGGAAAGACUUCAGUGGCAUCCCGUGUCACUGCCAUUAGCUGGGUCAAAUACUACUUUGAUGAAAUCCCCGACUCUGUGAUACAGUCACAUUUUAACAGGGGCCUUGUUCAAAUGGAGUGUAUGCAACAUGGAGGAGAAACCUUUAUGAGAAAGAUUAAGCCUAGUGAUGUCAUGGAGGUAGGGGCAAGAGUUCUCAUACCUGUGUCAGUAGCUGAGACUAGGAUUUCCAAGAGGUUUGACACCAUUCCAAGUGGAACUUUAUAUCCAAAUGCUGAUGAGAUUGAAUAUUUACAGAGGCUUGUCAAGUACAAGGACUCUGCUAUAAUCGUGCUAAACAAACCCCCAAAAUUGCCAAUAAAGGGGAAUCUUCCAGUUCACAAUAGCAUGGAUGCAUUGGCAGCUGCAGCUUUGACAUAUGAUUAUGAUGAGGGACCUAAGCUGGUGCAGCGCCUUGAUAGAGAAAGCAGUGGUCUCAUCUUAAUGGGCCGAACAAAAGAAAGUGUUGAUCAUCUUCAGUGGAUGUUUAGUGACCAAAAGAAAUCAAAUUCCUAUUGUAAGGAUUGGAAUGAUGCAUGUCAAGCAACAUGUCAACGGUACUGGGCAUUGAUUAUAGGCUCUCCAAAGGAAAAGGAAGGCUUGAUUCGAGCUCCACUUUCGAAGGUGCUUCUGAAUGAUGGGAAGACUGAGAGAAUUGUCUUGGCCCAGAAUUCAGGUUUUGAAGCUUCCCAAGAAGCUUUAACUGAAUAUCGAGUGUUAGGUCCUACAAUAAAUGGAUGCUCAUGGGUUGAGCUAUGCCCACUCACCAGCCGAAAACAUCAGCUCCGUGUGCAUUGUGCCGAAGCUCUCGGGACACCAAUUGUUGGUGAUUACAAGUAUGGUUGGUUUAUGCAUCGGAGAUGGAAGCAAAUGCCUCGUGUUGAUAUUGAGCCAUUUUCUGGGAAACCAUACAAAUUGCGGAGACCAGAAGGCAUAGACGUUCAAAAGGGAAGCGUCUUGUCAAAAGUCCCAUUGUUACAUCUCCAUUGCAGGGAACUCGUACUCCCAAACAUUGCGAAAUUCCUUGAUGUUUUGAAUCAGAAGUCGAAAAAUAUUCACCCUGCUCUUAGUGCAAAGCCAGAUCUUCUUCGGUUUGUGGCAUCGAUGCCGACCCACAUGAAAAUUAGUUGGAAUCUCAUGUCUUCCUAUUUGGUGUAAGGAUAUCAUAGUCGGUUUCGCUAGUUUUCUAGAGCUUAACCUUUAUGUUGCAGCAGUCUUAUUUAAGUUGUAUCUAUGUAUAUUCUUUUUAAUUCUUUUAUUAUUUUUGUUGUGAAUUUAUAAUA